GCUUUCCGUCGGCGCAGAGUCUUGACGACAGCUUCUACUUAGAGACCUUCGUUACCACUCCCUCGGUCGGUUUGCCACCACGGUAGAAGCUAUGUUAUCGCAUUCCCGAUGUCUUUCCCGGACACUUGGGCGUUCUCUGUCUGCGUUAAGUCAGGGGAAUAAUGUGCUGGCUGGAAGGACUGAUUCAGGCCUAUCCGCUGGCAGCAGGCUUCUCUACAGGAACAGUCAGUCUAGAUCUGAAUCUCUGUCAUCAGUUGGUGUCUUCCACGUCAGAUACUUCAAGACGUCUUCAGCACACAGGGAUGGAGUUGUCACCGUCAACACUCCUCCGUUCUCCGAGUCGAUCACAGAAGGGGACGUCAGGUGGGAGAAAGGUCUGUGUCCUGGAUUGUUUGUGUGGAGCCGGCUUUGGUUUAGUAUGUCGUUCCCAGGAAGGUUUUGUGCAGGACAGUAAUACCUUCCUUUGGCCUUUUCCAGCUGUUGGAGAUUCAGUGAAAGAGGAUGAGGUGGUGUGUGAGAUCGAGACUGACAAGACCUCGCUGCAGGUGCCGUCUCCGGCGGCCGGUGUGAUCACGGAGCUGCUUGUGCCAGAUGGAGGGAGGGUGGAGGCCGGGAAUCCCCUCUUCAAACUCAAAAAAGGAGCUGCAGCAGCCGCUUCUGUCCCAGCAGCAGAGGCCCCUGCAGCAGCCGCUCCUCCAACCCCAGCUGCCAUCCCUGUCGCCAUGCCCGCAGUGCCUCCCGUGCCAGCACAAGCAGCCCAAUCCAAACCUGUUUCUGCAGUCAAGCCCAGCGCAGCAGCAGCAGAACCAGCAGCAGCAGCCCAUGGGGCCAGGACAGAGAGCAGAGUCAAGAUGAAUCGUAUGAGGCUGAGGAUCGCCCAGAGGCUGAAAGAGGCUCAGCAGACCUGUGCCAUGCUCACCACCUUUAACGAGAUAGACAUGAGCAACAUCCAGGAGAUGAGGAAGCUCCAUAAAGAUGCUUUCCUGAAACGACACAACAUCAAGCUGGGCUUCAUGUCAGCCUUCGUUAAGGCUUCAGCACACGCUCUGAUGGACCAGCCUUCUGUCAAUGGAGUGAUUGAUGAUACAACCAAAGAGAUAGUUUACAGGGAUUAUGUCGACAUCAGUGUUGCUGUGGCAACUCCCAAGGGACUGGUUGUUCCGGUUAUUCGUAAUGUAGAGACCAUGAACUUCGCUGACAUUGAGAAAACCAUCAACGGUCUGGGAGAGAAGGCUCGUAAUAAUUUGCUGGCUGUGGAGGACAUGGACGGAGGGACCUUCACCAUCAGUAACGGAGGAGUGUUUGGUUCCAUGUUCGGCACGCCCAUCAUCAACCCACCCCAGUCUGCCAUCCUGGGCAUGCACGGUAUCUUCGACAGGCCUGUGGCCAUCGGCGGCAAGGUGGAGAUCCGGCCCAUGAUGUACGUGGCUCUGACAUACGACCAUCGGCUGGUCGACGGCAGAGAGGCCGUCACCUUCCUGCGUAAGAUCAAGUCAGUGGUGGAAGACCCCCGUGUUCUACUGCUCGACAUGUGAUCCCCAACCUCCCAUCACUACAGCAGGGCCACGUUCAGUACACAGUACUGUUGCCUAACAUUAGAGGGAUAUGCUAUAACGCAGAUUCAGAGUUAGCCAGCUAACUUUGAUCAACAACCAGAAAUAACUGAUUGUUGAUCUGGUUCAUUAAGAAAGCUCAACUUAGAAUUGCGUUUUUGGUUGUUGGGUCAUUUUUGACCAUGCUCAAUUCAAGGUUAUCUUUCCCCCCCAAAAAAAUGUUAAAGUUAUUUCCAAAUAUUUAGGCAAGUUAUCUGGCUCUCGUUGACCCUGCUUUGUAGUAUACCCCUCAGACAGCAGUGUCGUGAAUAGAGCGGACUUGAUUCCUUCUUAUACCCUCGAGAGGGAUGUUUCAACAUAAUGCUCUAAAACGUUGUGCCCUGCUGAACGCACCCCAAAGCUAUUUAAACAUCACUCAGCCUCUGUAUAAAACCAACCCAUCCCUCCCCCCCAAAAAAACACAAGCGACAGCCAAAUCUUAUGUACUGCUUUUGGAGAGAGAGAACAAGACAAAACAGCUAUAUGGGAAUCACGCAAAGAAAGAAUUUAAUGUUGAGAUGAUUCACUUUAUUAUUGGGUGGUAUUAUUAUUGGGUGGUAUCAUUCUGCAGGUUUUGCUCAGAUGGACAUGUCAGAUUGAUUCAACAGUUGGUCAACAUCAUACGGUGUUACCACUGGCUCUCUGACGAACCUACCAGGUCUGAUCUCUCACAAUAUUAUACUGACUCUCUGACGAACCUACCAGGUCUGAUCUGUCUCAAUAUUAGACUGACUCUCUGAACCUACCAGGUCUGAUCCGUCUCAAUAUUAGACUCUCUGAACCUACCAGGUCUGAUCCGUCUCAAUAUUAGACUCUCUGAACCUACCAGGUCUGAUCCGUCUCAAUAUUAGACUCUCUGAACCUACCAGGUCUGAUCCGUCUCAAUAUUAGACUCUCUGAACCUACCAGGUCUGAUCCGUCUCAAUAUUAGACUCUCUGAACCUACCAGGUCUGAUCCGUCUCAAUAUUAGACUCUCUGAACCUACCAGGUCUGAUCCGUCUCAAUAUUAGACUCUCUGAACCUACCAGGUCUGAUCCGUCUCAAUAUUAGACUCUCUGAACCUACCAGGUCUGAUCCGUCUCAAUAUUAGACUCUCUGAACCUACCAGGUCUGAUCCGUCUCAAUAUUAGACUCUCUGAUGAACCUACCAGGUCUGAUCCGUCUCAAUUUUAGACUGACUCUCUGAACCUACCAGGUCUGAUCCGUCUCAAUAUUAGACUGACUCUCUGAUGAACCUACCAGGUCUGAUCCGUCUCAAUAUUAGACUGACUCUCUGAUGAACCUACCAGGUCUGAUCCGUCUCAAUAUUAGACUGACUCUCUGAUGAACCUACCAGGUCUGAUCCGUCUCAAUAUUAGACUGACUCUCUGAUGAACCUACCAGGUCUGAUCCGUCUCAAUAUUAGACUCUCUGAUGAACCUACCAGGUCUGAUCCGUCUCAAUAUUAGACUGACUCUCUGAACCUACCAGGUCUGAUCCGUCUCAAUAUUAGACUGACUCUCUGAUGAACCUACCAGGUCUGAUCCGUCUCAAUAUUAGACUGACUCUCUGAACCUACCAGGUCUGAUCCGUCUCAAUAUUAGACUCUCUGAACCUACCAGGUCUGAUCCGUCUCAAUAUUAGACUCUCUGAACCUACCAGGUCUGAUCCGUCUCAAUAUUAGACUCUCUGAUGAACCUACCAGGUCUGAUCCGUCUCAAUAUUAGACUGACUCUCUGAACCUACCAGGUCUGAUCCGUCUCAAUAUUAGACUGACUCUCUGACGAACCUACCAGGUCUGAUCCGUCUCAAUAUUAGACUCUCUGAACCUACCAGGUCUGAUCCGUCUCAAUAUUAGACUGACUCUCUGAUGAACCUACCAGGUCUGAUCCGUCUCAAUAUUAGACUGACUCUCUGAACCUACCAGGUCUGAUCCGUCUCAAUAUUAGACUGACUCUCUGAUGAACCUACCAGGUCUGAUCCGUCUCAAUAUUAGACUGACUCUCUGAUGAACCUACCAGGUCUGAUCCGUCUCAAUAUUAGACUCUCUGAACCUACCAGGUCUGAUCUGUCUCAAUAUUAGACUGACUCUCUGAUGAACCUACCAGGUCUGAUCCGUCUCAAUAUUAGACUGACUCUCUGAACCUACCAAGUCUGAUCCGUCUCAAUAUUAGACUGACUCUCUGAACCUACCAGGUCUGAUCCGUCUCAAUAUUAGACUGACUCUCUGAUGAACCUACCAGGUCUGAUCCGUCUCAAUAUUAGACUGACUCUCUGAACCUACCAGGUCUGAUCCGUCUCAAUAUUAGACUGACUCUCUGAUGAACCUACCAGGUCUGAUCCGUCUCAAUAUUAGACUGACUCUCUGAGGAACCUACCAGGUCUGAUCCGUCUCAAUAUUAGACUCUCUGAACCUACCAGGUCUGAUCUGUCUCAAUAUUAGACUGACUCUCUGAUGAACCUACCAGGUCUGAUCCGUCUCAAUAUUAGACUAACUCUCUGAUGAACCUACCAGGUCUGAUCUGUCUCAAUAUUAGACUCUCUGAUGAACCUACCAGGUCUGAUCCGUCUCAAUAUUAGACUGACUCUCUGAACCUACCAGGUCUGAUCCGUCUCAAUAUUAGACUGACUCUCUGAACCUACCAGGUCUGAUCCGUCUCAAUAUUAGACUGACUCUCUGACGAACCUACCAGGUCUGAUCCGUCUCAAUAUUAGACUGACUCUCUGAUGAACCUACCAGGUCUGAUCCGUCUCAAUAUUAGAACUGUACGUUCAAAGCACUUGCAUUGCUUUCUGGAAGGAACCUGGAAGUCAUCAUUUCAUUGGCCAGUGUACUGUACCAUGUGUAUCCAGUACACACGACUAAUAGAAGUGAACUUGAAAAAAGAAACGAACACAUGUAUUUUUCUUCAAAGCAUCAUGAAUUUUGUGUGUACCUUUUUUUUUUUUAACACCGACAUUUUCAUUGAGCUGUACAUGUAAUCUAUCCAUGCUAGAGAUUUAAAGGUAAUACAUGUUUUUAUAACGCUACCCUAAAGAAGUGCUCAGUCGGACAAGAUGAAGUCCAUUCUGAAGCUCCUGUGCUGUGUUGACUGGCCCAUGUCCUGGUUCUGUGUUUUGACAGAGCUAUUCAUGGGGGAUACAGAAGCCUGUCUCCCCUGUAUGUCUAGUCUCUUGGCUUCCCACUGUUGCAGUAAAGUUGGCUAAUUUUGGGGUGACUGUCCACUGAGCAGCGUUGGAAGUGAUUGGAAUCUCAUGGAAACUGCCACACACAUUGGAUGCGUCCAUAAUGGCAUCAUAUAUAGUGCCCUACAAAAGUAGGGCACUAUAUACGGAUUAGGGUGCCAUUUCAGAUACAGACAUCGUCUUUGAGCUUUUGGUAGAGAAGGGGAAUAACCACUGUUCCGUCGUCUCUCUAGAUGUACGUCUGUCUGUCCAUGAGAAGGUACCGUGCUAUAGAACACCCGGACGCUAGUUUUGUUCAGGACUUAAACAACGUCGUUUUGGGAGUAGUUUUCAAGAAGCACAAUUUAGCAGCAUGCACAAUAUAUUUGUCAUGAUAAACUCCUUAUUGAACCCACCCAGGUAAAGAGAUGUCUUUCUGUGCUGUAUACAAUGCUUCGUAACUGUUUAAAACAACUAUUGUAGGUAGUAAUGCUUAAUAACGCCACGUAAUAUAGCAUUUAUAAUGGAUUAGUAAAUAGUUUAUUCAUCAUUACUCCAUAAGAUGUUUAAUAUAGGUCAUUUAUAAACCAUUUAGUUAAGUAUUUUUUGCUUGUCCUCAUCUAAAGUGUGGGUUAUUUAUAUUAUAUAAAUAUGUAUUGUUUUGUGAGGGUGGAGACUUUGCAAACCCGGAACUCCCAGAACUAAAUCUACCCCACUGACAAAACGAUGCAAAGUUUCCGUUGUGGGUUAAUUGAGAGAAGACUGCUCUAAGGCAUGACUGCAAACCACACUUUGCUUUUGGUAGAAGGGUCACUGCCAAGAAACGCUAAUGUUCAAAUCAACCUCGGUGUUGUGGGCUUAUUGUUUUAACCGUUGAUAAAGUUCGAGGGGACAUUUUGAGACCCUUAAAGGAGCAUCAGGUACUUCUGGAAUGUCUACCAAUGACAUGUCCAUCUUUUUGGUGAGAGAUUACACUGAUCCCUCAAAACAUUUUAUAAAGUAUAAAUAGCCAACUUUUAGAUUAGGCCAUGCAAAAAUACUUGACUAAUAAUUAGUAGACGGUUAAGAAGGACUUAUAUUAAACAUCUUAGGAAACAUUAUUAAAUACUUAGUUCUUUUAUAAAUGUGUGAAUAACUAGGUUACUAACAUUUUUACAAAUGUGAGUAAUGAUGAAUAAAUGAUUUACUAAUCCAUUAUAAAAUGCUUUUAUGCAGAGUUAUUAUAAAGUGCCACCCAACAUUAAAACAUCUUAGUUUAA
Salmo salar (Atlantic salmon) is the source of this 5996-nucleotide messenger RNA. RefSeq names its product dihydrolipoyllysine-residue succinyltransferase component of 2-oxoglutarate dehydrogenase complex, mitochondrial. Gene Ontology annotation, cellular component: oxoglutarate dehydrogenase complex; mitochondrion. The record is from RefSeq and is a predicted model, not a curated record. Gene Ontology annotation, molecular function: dihydrolipoyllysine-residue succinyltransferase activity. Gene Ontology annotation, biological process: tricarboxylic acid cycle. NCBI's taxonomy places the organism in Eukaryota, Metazoa, Chordata, Actinopteri, Salmoniformes, Salmonidae.